Molecule: messenger RNA, 4593 nt
Organism: Bubalus bubalis (water buffalo)
Lineage: Eukaryota; Metazoa; Chordata; Mammalia; Artiodactyla; Bovidae
Gene: ZNF23
Product: zinc finger protein 23
Exons: 8
Coding region: 16-2061 (681 amino acids)
Source: RefSeq, a predicted model, not a curated record
AUCCGAGAAAGAGCGAUGCUGCUGCUAGAGAGACUCGGCCGCGGUCUAGUGACGUACUUCCGGCCGCGCCGCGGAGCGGCCAGCUUCGGAGGUCAGUGGGGGAACAGAAAAAGCCAAGACCCUCCAGUGCACCCGAGAGCGGAAGAAGCCCGGAUUUUGGAGGGCACUGUCUUCUGGAGCGAUGUUAGUUCCAAAAGCUCCAGUCCUCCUCUGAGAGGGAGAUCAGGUGAUGGCAGCCAUGCUCCUGACAUCCUGGCCCGAGAUAUUGAUAUCCAGACUGACAAUAAUUUGACAGAAGAAACGUAUGAAGAAAAAUAUAAUAUAUCAUACGAACUUCAGAGGAACUCUUUUAAGGAAACUGACUUUUCAGAAACCUAUAUUCUAGAGAAACAGCAGGACGUCCACUCAGUAGGAAGUGUGAAGAAAGAAAACAGCAAUGUCAUUGACAGGAUGGUGAAAGACAGUACUAGCCCCAUGGAGGAGUGUUUCUUUAGUCAGAGUCCAAAUUUGAAUCAGUGUCAUAUCAUCUCCACUGGAGAGCAGCCCCCUGAGUGUACAGGACUGGAGAAAGCCUUCAGCUUUGACACAAAACUUAUUCAACAGGAAAUAAUUAAUUCUGGGGAAAGACCUUUUAAAUGCGAAGAAUUAAUGGAAAACUUUAGCUAUAACUCUCAACUUAAUCAGGGUCAAGAUAGCUACACUGGGGAGAAGCCCCAUCAGUAUAAGAAGUGUGGCAAAGCCUUUAGCAUCAAUGCAAAAUUAAUUUGGCAUCAAAGACUUCACAGUGGGGAGAAGCCCUUCAAAUGUGUCGAGUGUGGUAAAAGCUUCAGUUACAGUUCCCAUUAUAUUACACAUCAGACAAUCCACAGUGGGGAGAAGCCCUAUCAGUGUAAGGUGUGUGGAAAAGCCUUCAGUGUUAACGGGAGUCUAAGUAGGCAUCAGAGAAUCCAUACAGGAGAGAGGCCUUAUCAGUGCAAGGAGUGUGGGAGCAGCUUUAGCUGCAGUUCUGCAUAUAUCAUACAUCAGAGAAUCCACACUGGAGAGAAACCUUAUGAGUGUAAUGACUGUGGGAAAGCUUUCAAUGUUAAUGCAAAAUUAAUUCAACAUCAGCGGAUCCACACUGGAGAGAAACCUUAUGAAUGUACUGAGUGUGGGAGAGGCUUCAGGUGCAGUUCCCAGCUUAGGCAGCAUCAGAACAUCCACACUGGAGAGAGGCCCUUUCAGUGUAAGGAGUGUGGAAAGGCCUUUAGUAGUAAUGCAAAACUCAUUCAGCAUCAAAGAAUUCACACAGGGGAGAAACCCUAUGCGUGUACUGAAUGUGGAAAAGCCUUUGGCGUCAAAGGGAAAUUAAUCCAGCACCAGAGAAUCCACACAGGUGAGAAACCCUAUGAGUGUAAAGAAUGUGGCAAAACCUUCAGAUGUAACUCCCAGCUUCGGCAGCAUCUGAGAAUCCACACCGGGGAGAAGCCCUAUGAGUGUAAUGAGUGUGGAAAGGCCUUCAACGUUAAUGCGAAAUUAAUGCAGCAUCAGAGGAUUCACACUGGGGAGAAACCAUUUGAAUGUAAUGAGUGUGGGAAAUGCUUUACUUCUAAAAGAAACCUACUCGAUCAUCACCGAAUCCACACUGGAGAAAAGCCCUACCAAUGUAAGGAAUGUGGGAAAGCCUUUAGCAUCAAUGCCAAACUAACUAGGCAUCAGAGAAUACACACUGGGGAGAAACCUUUCAAAUGUAUGGAAUGUGAGAAAGCAUUCACCUGUAGUUCUGACUAUAUUGUACAUCAGAGAAUCCAUACUGGAGAGAAACCCUUUCAGUGUAAGGAGUGUGGAAAAGCCUUCCAUGUUAAUGCUCAUUUAAUUCGGCAUCAAAGAAGCCACACUGGGGAGAAACCCUUCAGAUGUGUGGAGUGUGGCAAAGGCUUCAGCUAUAGUUCUGACUGUAUUAUACAUCAGACAGUUCAUACUUGGAAGAAACCGUUUGUGUGUAAUGUGUGUGGGAAAGCCUUCAGGUUUAGCUUCCAACUUAGUCAGCAUCAGAGCAUCCACAGUGAAGAAAAGUCCUAAUAAAAGGGAUGUAGAAAAUUGUCGGCAUUAAUGCUGAACUGGAUCAAGUGUCCUCAGAUUCACCAUGGUGGAAAACCCUGAAAGGGAAAUUAAUAUGGCUGAGUCUUCAUAAGGAAAUCUUUUUCAUUUUACUCAAUUUUAAAUCAAGAAUGAUGACCAGUUUUCAAAUAACAUCCAAAAAUAAAUAGUUUGGUUUAUACCAACAACCAAUAGAAAAUAUAAUGAAGGAAAAUAUUCCAUUGCCAAUAGCAUCAAGAAGAGUCAAUUUUCUGGGUAUAAACUUAUUAUGUAGGACUUAUGUGGAGAACUUACAGAUCUCCACUGAGGGCCACAGAAGGGAAGUUAAAUAAAUGGAAGAGAGCAAUACCUUCUUCUUAGAUAGAAAAACUCUAACUACUUACCUAAAUUAAUUGCCGUUUAAUUUUUGACAACAAGCAAGCAUCAGUUUGUAAAGAGGUAUAACAAUAAAGCUUUCCUUAAGGGAAAAAUAUGAGUAAAUCUUUUUAUUUUCAUGGAAUGGAGAAAACCUUUCUAAGCAUCAGAUGAAAGCUAGAAACCAACCAUGAGGGAAAAUAUUAAUAAAUUGGCUUUUCAAAAUUGAAUCUUUAUGCUUCUGUUUUGAAUAACUCCAAAUAAAAAAGCACCAAAAGUGGGAAUACAUUUGUAAAAUUUGUGUUAUUAACAUGUAGUACGUAAUUUACAGAGAGAUCUUACAGUUAAGAGAAAUUCUAAAACCCAGCAAACAACAAUAGCAAGCAGCUUUUAAAAAAGAUAUAAAGGUGACUAAUAAAGGAAGAUGUUCAGUCUCAGGAGUACUCUAAGGAGUAAAAAUUAAAAGCAUACAGUCACACAUAGUAAGCCCUCAAACCUCUGUCCCACAUCAAGAUGAACACAGACUCUCAGACACACAGUAUACCCCACAGCACCGCUUUCCCCAUACCUGCUCCUGCACUCUGUAGCUCAGAAGACCAGUGUUUUCUGGGAGUACUGUCUUGUGUAUCUCAGAGGAACCACUCCUGCCAGAAAGCUAAUGACAUGGUGUAGCACCUCAGCAGAAUGUCCAGGACCACUGUGUAAGUGACCCCUCCCCACCCAACUCCAGCUUCUGGAAGCUGCAUAUGGGUGGAGGCAGACCCUGGAGGCCCCCGGACACAGGAGAGCAUAGUCCUUCACCCAGUCAUUUUGGCCUCCUGCUCUGGGCAGAUCUAGACCACACAGGCCCAGAAGUGCCCCAGGCCAUAGAAUCCAAGUUCUUCAUUUAUUUACAGAAACACUGAAAACCAGAGACAGAUGCCACUGCCCCUGGUCACACAGCAAAUCAGUGGCUAGCUAAUGCGUCCCAUUACCCAGGCCAGAGAAGAGGGUAGAAGGCCGUGGCUCACCCCACCCCACCUAGGUCAUGAAUAUUCUCCAGCUAGUCUCUGGAUGUGACAGGGGAGAUGGGGACAGGAAGUCCUGCAGUCCUGGCUCCAGGUAGAGUCUUAGCACCGUCUCUGCUGUGGCAGGACCAAGGCAGGGACUCUAGGAAGGCUGAGAAUCACUGAGGACAGAACCUAUCUUCCAGAUCUGCCCCCAAAUCCUGUGUGAACUUGGCCUCUGGGUCUCAAGGUUAUUGAUCUGCAGGUUUGGGGCUGGACCUAGGGCGUAAGGCCCAUCUCACCCAGACGGCUCCUGAGAGUUUUCUCCCUCUCUGUAGCUUUGUUACUAUCUAUGGCAAGUCCCCUGCUUAGAUCCCAAGGAUACGGGGGUGAAGAAAGCAGAUAACCGCAGUCUCAUGAAGUCAUGUGGCCUCUAUGGCCCAGAAGUCCUGACACCCUGUCACCUCGAUGUUCACUACUCCAGUGAAGAAGCUGCCUGGGUCCAGUCGAGGCCUUCCAGAGACUAAGAAGAGCCAUGGCACUGGAGACCUCGCAAAAGCGCUUCUUUUCUCAAUAGGAGCCAUGAGCCUGGAAGGGUCAGGAUUAAAUCAAGUGUCUCUCUCAGUCCAGAUCAGGAGGGAAAACUGAGGCUCAGAAGAAAACAUGGCUGCUUCAGGGCAUCCAGCAGGUCUGGGAAGCCUGGCCAGGGUUACCGAAGUGCCUGGGGAAUCCGAGAAGAGCGAACUUCCAGUCUUCGCCGCCGCGAGCUCCCUGAAGCCCCUUCCGCCUUCUCUCGGGCCCUAUUCGCACCACAGACCACGUGGUCUCAGCAAAUUCCCACACCUCACAGGGUUCCUGGGGCUUCCGCCCGAGGUCUGAGCCGGCUCUGUGGGGGCCCGGCGUUCUCCGCCUGCUCCUAGGCUUCCAGGGCCGACUCUGAGUCCCGCUCCGGCUCUGGUUUACACCCUCCCCUCCCCGCUCACCAGCCCCUACCCUGCGCAGCCGAAGCCCAGCCUCCAGGAAGCCCUCCCAGCGGCGCGACCACACUCACCUCUCUCGCCCCUCUCCUCGGCUCGCCAAGGGGAUCGGGACGAAUUGGGGACUCAGGAUCUGUGUGGCAAACUCAUUCAUUUCUCAAGCCCUGGAACCAGGUGGCUCAGGCACUUCAUUGACC